Culex quinquefasciatus (southern house mosquito) is the source of this 457-nucleotide messenger RNA. RefSeq names its product late histone H2B.L4. Gene Ontology annotation, cellular component: nucleosome. The transcript has a single exon. NCBI's taxonomy places the organism in Eukaryota, Metazoa, Arthropoda, Insecta, Diptera, Culicidae. Bases 1 to 456 code for a protein of 151 amino acids. Gene Ontology annotation, molecular function: protein heterodimerization activity; DNA binding; structural constituent of chromatin. The record is from RefSeq and is a predicted model, not a curated record.
AUGGCACCGAACACCGUUGCGGAAAAGGCGUCUGCUGCUGCCGUCUCGGCCUCGAGUUCGACCGUUCCGGCCAGGAAGAUCGGCAAGGGCAAGACUAAGAAGGCGCUUUCGAAGAGCAGCGCUUCGGCCAUCGCAAGUGGAGGAGCGGACAAGCCGAAGAAGAGGAAGCCCAGCCGCGGGGAGCAUUUUGGAACGUACCUUUACAAGGUGUUGAAGCAGGUCCAUCCGGACACUGGCAUCUCGACCGAUGCCAUCAACAUCAUGAACAGCUUGAUGAACGACAUCUUCGAGCGGUUGGUCAGAGAAGCGGCGUUACUGACGCGCUACAACUCGCGGAAGACCUUGACAUCCCGGGAGCUCAACACCGCCGUCCGGUUGGUACUGCCCGGGGAGCUGGCUUGGAAUGCCGCAUCCAAGGGGUUGAAGGCCUUUACCAAGUACACCACUUCGAAGUGAA